This is a messenger RNA of Dinoponera quadriceps, 1343 nucleotides long. RefSeq lists its product as uncharacterized. The record is from RefSeq and is a predicted model, not a curated record. Bases 84 to 626 code for a protein of 180 amino acids. The transcript has 4 exons. Gene Ontology annotation, biological process: sleep; positive regulation of voltage-gated potassium channel activity; regulation of synaptic transmission, cholinergic. Lineage: Eukaryota; Metazoa; Arthropoda; Insecta; Hymenoptera; Formicidae.
GUGGACGAGUAGAGCGUGUUUGGAGGUACUAUAUCUGUUUCUUAGGACAUUUUCGCGGAGGAAAUAGAAUUUCUCUCACAGAAAUGGCCCGUGAGGUGCGUCUUCAUUUCUUCGUGACGUCCUUGUUGCUUCUUUGCUGCAUCCAAGAAGGCCUCUCUAUCAAAUGUUGGGCAUGCAGAUCAGAUUGGGACCCAAAAUGUGCAGAUCCGUUUGAUAAUUCUACUGUGCCACUCACUGACUGUAAGAAAGAACCUAAGUUGGAGCACUUACCAGAUGCAAAAGCAACAAUGUGUCGUAAAGUUCGUCAAAAAGUCAAUGGUGAAUGGAGAUACUUUCGUAACUGCGCCUACAUGGGAGAGCCUGGUAUCGGUGGCGACGAGCGAUUUUGCCUAAUGAGAACCGGAACAUAUAAUAUAUUUAUGGAAUAUUGUACGUGCAAUAGUAAGGAUGGUUGUAAUUCGGCGUCGUAUCGAUAUGGGAGCUGGUUACUCUUGAUAAUCGCAUUCAUAACAUCAGUGAGUUUGCGAUCCAUUGUACUUACUACAAAUGACUUCUUUUCUCAUCUUAUCGAACUUCAGGGAAACAAACGCAAUCUUCGACAAGCAAUCAAAUGUAUCAAUAGGUAGCAUAGUUUUUAUAACGCAAUUUUUUAAUGUUAUAUGUUUUUUUUUUUUUUUAAAUCGCUGGUGCCUUUUUAUAUCUUUUUUACCCCUUUCGAAGAGCAAUAAUAAUCUUAAAUAUUUAUAAAGAGGAAAAUAACUUCCAGUAAGUCAGUAGUUUAUCUUGGCCUAAGGUUGUAUUUUAUCGACGAUUUUACAUAUUUAAAUAGAAAUAUAUUUUUAUCGCAAUUUUAAAAAUAUAUAUUCGCAUACUAUUUUUUUCCAUCUUAAUGUUAUGCAGUACAAAUCAUGAAUCUUACUAACAUCGAAAUGUAGCAUAUGACUGUAAAAGAUACUACAGAUGUUCAGAUAAGACUGCUAAUGCCGUCCAGAUUAAUACGAUCGAUUUAGUUUUAGCGUGGUGUUUUGCCAUUUUUUUAAAAUGUUUUGUACAUAUUUUUAAAGUAAUAUUUAGCUUUUUGUUUCACACUGCCAUUCAUACACGAUCAAAGUAUGAUUCAGCAAUAUCGGUUUGACGUAUAUUGAAUUAAUAAAAAAAGUACAAUAUAGAAUGUGCGACUUUGCACAUUACACUUAAAAUUCACGCAUCGCUAUGAAUUUAUUACACGAAUGUAUGAAAUACGAAUAAUAAAAUGACUCAUAAGUAUGAGAACAGACAUUGCCUUGAUCGAACACAACACCCGACAAACUUGAUGUUUUUUUUUUUUUUACGAUAGGGAGAAA